AUGGAGAGAGUAGCUAUACUUGUUCUUUUACUUGUUUCACUCCCCAUUCAGAAAAUCUAUACUGCCGAAAUCAAUAUCAUUUCAGAUUUACAGUUCUUGACAGAAAAAGAUACAUUGGUGUCGCCUGCCGGAACCUUUGAACUUGGCUUUUUCAAGCCGGGUAGCUCUGGGAAUAGCUACCUUGGCAUAUGGUACAAGAAAAUAUAUGUCAAAACAGUUGUUUGGGUUGCCAACAGAGAACACCCACUCACCAUCGCAUCAUCAGGCGUGUUAAAGAUUGUCCAUCCAGGAAGUCUUGUCCUCAUGAACAAUAGUACCAAUGGUAUAAUGUGGUCAUCCAACACAACAUCCUCAGGAAAUGCGACUGCAAAGCUUGAUGACAACGGAAACUUAGUCAUGACGGACGGAGACAACGUAAAGAUUCUCUGGCAGAGUUUUGAUUAUCCAACUGAUACACUUUUGCCUGAAAUGAAGUUCGGGAGGGACCUGUUGACGGGCAGGGAAUGGCGUCUAUCAUCAUGGAAAGGCAGUGAAGAUCCAGCUCCAGGUGAAUUUACCUACAGCAUUGACACACAUGGUUAUCCUCAGCACAUACUCAAACAAGGCGAAAAUAUGAUCAAGUUCCGGGCAGGACCAUGGAAUGGUAUUAGGUUUAGUGGGGAUUCGGCUGUUAGACCCUAA
Molecule: messenger RNA, 681 nt
Organism: Helianthus annuus (common sunflower)
Lineage: Eukaryota; Viridiplantae; Streptophyta; Magnoliopsida; Asterales; Asteraceae
Product: G-type lectin S-receptor-like serine/threonine-protein kinase At4g27290
Exons: 1
Coding region: 1-681 (226 amino acids)
Source: RefSeq, a predicted model, not a curated record